CCUUCUCCUUCUCAUUCUCUACUAAUAUUCAUCAAUUCAUUGCAUCACCAACAAUCAUUCAACAACAGAGAAAAAAAAAACUCAAACAACAAAAUCACAGCAACACAAACCAUGGGUGUGGAUUACUACAAUAUCUUGAAGGUUGAAAAGAAUGCCACAGAUGAUGAGCUGAAGAAAGCAUAUCGAAAACUUGCCAUGAAAUGGCACCCUGAUAAAAAUCCCAACAAUAAAAAAGAAGCCGAAACCAAAUUCAAACAGAUAUCCGAAGCAUACGAGGUUCUAAGUGAUUCACAGAAAAGAGCAAUUUAUGAUCAAUAUGGAGAAGAAGGACUCAAAGGUCAAGUACCAGCACCUUCUCAAGAAGGUGGUGCUGGUGGAGCUUCAUUCUUCCAAACUGGAGACGGAGCAACGACGUUUAGGUUUAAUCCAAGAAACGCAGAUGAUAUAUUUGCUGAGUUUUUUGGGUUUUCAAGUCCGUUUGGAGGAAUGAGUAAUGGUGGAAGUGGUGGUAUGAGAGGUGGUUCUAGAUCGUUUGGUGGAAUGUUUGGGGAUGAUAUGUUUUCUUCGUUUGAUGAUGGUGGCAGCAGGACUAUCCACCGUCAGGGUCCUCGGAAGGCGGCUAAUAUUGAGAAUAGGCUGCCUUGUAGCCUUGAAGAGCUCUAUAAAGGUACCACCAAGAAGAUGAAGAUCUCAAGAGAAAUUGCAGAUGCAAGUGGGAAAACUAUGCCUGUGGAGGAAAUCCUAACAAUAGAAGUGAAACCAGGAUGGAAAAAGGGAACAAAAAUCACAUAUCCUGAGAAAGGAAACGAGCAACCAAAUGUGAUACCAGCAGAUCUCGUCUUCGUCAUUGACGAAAAGCCGCACAAUGUAUUUACAAGAGAUGGAAAUGAUUUGGUGGUGACACAGAAGAUAUCACUUGCAGAAGCAUUAACAGGUUACAAUGUUCGUCUCACAACAUUAGAUGGAAGGGUUUUGAACAUUCCUAUAAACAAUGUGAUUCAUCCAAACUAUGAAGAGGUUGUUCCAAAGGAAGGGAUGCCUAUUCCAAAAGAUCCUUCAAAGAAGGGUAAUCUUAGGAUUAAGUUUAAUGUUAAGUUUCCUACAAGGUUGACAUCUGAACAGAAAGCUGGGAUUAAGAAACUUUUGGCACCAUAGUGGAAUCACAAUGCAGUGUAUAGUUUUACAAUGUUAUCUCAUUCUUAUUUUUGUUUUGUUUUAGUUCUUGUUUAAAAGUAGUGUUAUUGAUAUAUGAGAAAAACCAUGGGAGGAUUUGAAGUCA
Vicia villosa (hairy vetch) is the source of this 1279-nucleotide messenger RNA. RefSeq lists its product as uncharacterized. The record is from RefSeq and is a predicted model, not a curated record. The transcript is spliced from 3 exons. The coding region runs from base 112 to 1155 and encodes 347 amino acids. Lineage: Eukaryota; Viridiplantae; Streptophyta; Magnoliopsida; Fabales; Fabaceae. Gene Ontology annotation, molecular function: protein-folding chaperone binding. Gene Ontology annotation, cellular component: cytosol.